AUGACAUUAUCAAGAAUGAAAGGAGAAAAUUUACAAUCAAUUUUUGAUGAAACUUAUGAUAAUUAUCUUGAUGAUGUUUAUCGUGGAAAAGAACGACCAAAAGCACAAACUGAAAAUUAUUUUUAUACAGCACCUGAAAUACUUCGUGGUGCUGAAUAUUCUAUUAAUUCAGAUUUAUGGUCACUUGGAUGUAUUUUAUAUGAAAUGUUUGCUGGUAAAAUAGUAUUUAUUUUAACAUAUAUAUAUAUCAAUAUUUUAGGACGACAAUUAUAUGAUGAAAAAAAUGCAAAUAAAUUAACACAAAAAAUUCUUAAUGAUCGUUUUGUUUUACCAAUGGCAAGAGGCUCAGCAAAACCAUCAAUUGAAUUUGCUAGUUUAUUACAAGGUUUAUUGAUUAAAGAACCAGGAAAAAGACUCGAUUGGCCAGGUAUAUUAACCCAUCCAUUUUGGUCUGGUCAAUUAAGUCAUCUUGUUCGACCACAAACAGGUACAACAAAGAAAAGUAUCAAUCAAAAUGAAACACACGGUAUAUUAAAAAAAAAAUUUUAUCACAAAAAAAAAA
Molecule: messenger RNA, 562 nt
Organism: Rotaria sp. Silwood1
Lineage: Eukaryota; Metazoa; Rotifera; Eurotatoria; Philodinida; Philodinidae
Source: the annotation of a GenBank genome assembly